Ornithodoros turicata is the source of this 1743-nucleotide messenger RNA. Its product is annotated as zinc finger BED domain-containing protein 6-like. Lineage: Eukaryota; Metazoa; Arthropoda; Arachnida; Ixodida; Argasidae. The transcript has 3 exons. The coding region runs from base 1 to 1743 and encodes 580 amino acids. The record is from RefSeq and is a predicted model, not a curated record.
AUGUCGGCGAGCGAGACCGCCAUCUUGGGUCCGCCGCGGCUGCGCCUAGCAAUGGGACGACAACCGCCCCCUUCUCCGCAGGAGAACAGAGCGCAGCCGAGCCAGCUCGCAACAGAGGAAACCGGUUUUGGAUGGAGGGGACUCAAUAUGACGACGCGUUCUUGGAAGGAGAAACCAUGUGACACGCGAUCGGCCCAAUCGGGGACCUCGAAGAGCGGCUCCGGCGCGGAAAAGGAAUGCGAUACUCUGUACCCCUAUUUAGUGACUCUAGCGCAACAUAACGCGAGUCCAAAGGCUUACACAGGAAACGAGAAGGCAUGUGAAACUGCAAAGCGCAACUUUUGUGGAAAUGCUCUUUCCUACCGUGGAGGAGCAACGGCAAAUUUGUGGCGGCAUGUCCGAGUCAAGCACCCUGGCGCAUCUCUCCUGCGCUCGAACCCGGUCCUGGGGGCAUCGCAACAACAAGGUAACGAUGAGGUUGUUGACGACCCAGUGGAACCCUCACACCCUUCUCCGGAUGAAUCCGGUGCCCGACCUUCGGUUCUUUCGGGACUGUCAUCUUUAUCCUUGUCCACUUCAGGACAGUCCGCUCCUCCACGUCCCCUACCUAUUGCCCGAGGACACCGAUGGGAAACCCAGCAGCAAGCUACCAUUUCUCACUGCAUGAACAGAGCGCUGACACUCAGUAAGACGGCAAAGCUAGACGAACAGCUGGUCAAACUUAUUGUCGAGGAGUAUCACCCAUUCUCCCUUGUCGAGGGUGAGCACUUUAAGCAGUUUGUCUACGCGCUAAAUCCAAAUUACCGGCUACCAACGAGGAAACCGCUGUCGUCGACCCUCCUUCCACAACUGCACGCAAAGGUGGCGGAGCAGGUAAGAAUGCAUUUACGAAGCGCAACGGCAGUCUGCUUAACGACAGAUGGUUGGACGUCAAUGACAAACGAAAGUUACAUUGGACUGACUGCACACUUCAUCGAUGAAAACUGUGAGGUGAAGUCAUACCUUCUGGACUGUUUCUCUUAUAAUGAGCGCCACACCGCUGAAAAUAUCGCAAGUGAACUACAGAAAGUGGUGACAGAGUGGGACAUCCAGAACAAGAUUUGCGCUGCAGUAAGCGAUAGUGCGGCCAAUGUCACUGCUGCAAUUCGUGCGUGUGGUUGGCGUCACAAUCCGUGCUUCGCACACGUGCUAAACUUGGUCGUGCAAGCCGGCGUACGGGAAAUAAGUAGCGUACAAGCAGAAGUGAAGGCUAUAGUUCGCUCUUUUAAGCACAGCUCGCAUGGAUUAGCAAGGCUACAAGCAAUGCAGCAACAAAUGGGAAUGACGGUGCUUAAGUUGAAACAAGAUGUUCCCACCCGUUGGAAUUCGACGUACGAAAUGUUUUCAAUGAUAGUGCAUUUGAAGGAUGCAGUGCUAUCCACUCUGGCCAUCUUAGACGCGGGUGUUGAACAGCUGUCUCAAACGGAAUGGACAGUCAUAGAGAAAUCAUGCGACAUCCUGAAGCCAUUCUUGGCGGUGACUACCGAGAUGAGCAGUGAAAAAAGUGUGACGGUGUCAAAAAGAAUACUGCUUGCCCGAGCACUCAUUACCCACGUGGAUAAUGCCAAGGAAGACCCCGGCCUGCCGGAAGACUGCAAAAAAAUGGUGAAAAUGCUUUCGGAGCAACUGGCAAAGCGAUUCGGAGAUGUAGAGACGGUGGACGCAUUGCAAAUGGCGGCAGGAGAGGAUCGGCUGCAUCGGUGA